AUAGGUGGAUAUAAGAAUCAACUCCAGUUCAUCCCAGUUGUAUGAUGGUUAAAUGUGCAAAAAGUCAAAACUUUUAAUCUAAACGUCUGUCAGAUUUUUAUCUCAAGACAUAAACAUAGAAAUGACAGCCUCAGUUUGUCAAUAAAACACGGCAUGUGGAAAGGUGAGAGAAUGUCGGAGCUCCUGACAGACUAGACGCAGGGCUGAGAAGCCCACGAGCAUCACAGCGUCGUUGUGACGUCAUCCAGGCGUCAGCGUCAGAUUCAGAAGUUGCCACGAAUGCAAAGCCGGAUGAUGUGGAGGCUGGUGAGCUGCGCUGUGUGCGUGUUUCUGGGCUGGCAGCUCGGUUCCGUCUGGGCCGGAGCAGCCGAACCGGAGGACCAGGUCCAGAUCCAGGUUCUGUUCAGGCCCGAAGAGUGCAGCAGGAAGAGCAAGAAGGGAGACCUGAUCAAUGCUCACUACGAUGGCUUCCUGGAAAAAGAUGGUUCCCAGUUCUACUGCAGCCGGUCGGACAAGCAGGGACACCCGCAGUGGUUCGUCCUGGGCGUUGGACAGGUCAUCAGAGGCCUGGACAUCGGCAUGAUGGACAUGUGCGCCGGGGAGAAGAGGAAGGUGACGGUUCCGUCCGCGCUGGCGUUCGGUCAGACAGGAAAAGGUCCGGUUCCUCCCAACGCCACGGUGGUGUUCGAGGUGGAGGUGCUGUCCGUGUCCAGAGGCCCCCGCAGCAUGGAGGCCUUUGGACAGAUGGACCUGGACCAGGACAAGAGCCUCACCAAGGCGGAGGUGAAGGAAUACCUGAAGCUGGAAUACGAAAAGGGUGGGAAGCCACGGGACGAACCUUUCUACGAGAAAAUCCUGACCGACAUCUUCUGGAAGAGCGACAAGGACAGAGAUGGGCAGAUCAGCGCCAAGGAGUAUAAUAUAUAUGAACGGGAUGAGCUUUAGCGGCUGUGAUUUCUUUAGAAGAGAAGAAACAGGAAGAAGUGAAACCGAAUCAGUUGGUUUGUUUUCAUGAGUUAAACCACUUCUGCUCCCAGAUUACAUCCACGCUUCUUCUUCUGGUGGUUUUAAAGUUAAUUUAGUGGCACACAUUCUAAGUAACUGUGAUUUUUAUUGGUUUGGAUCACUUCCAGAAUCGAUGUCUUUAGAUUGGGAAAGUAGGAACCAAUUUAAGCCUGCAGUAGUACCCGGACUAACCACGAGGCUGCACAGGUCACAUUACUGCCAGGCGGACGAGCCACAGGCUGAACUUUUUAUUUGAAACCACUCCUGAGGCUGGAUUUAUUAAAUAAAAACGUGGAACAAAUUAUACGCGUGUUUCGAUUUUGAUUAGAAUAAAAUUCGCAUUAAUUUCUGUGUCAUUUUUAUGAGUAAAAACAAAAAAUGUUUUUCUAUUUUAGCUCAGUUAAGAUAGAUCAGAUUAGUAGCUGGAUAUCGGAAUGGGGCAAACUUUACUUUAAAUUUAGAAUUUCACAGAAAAUUUAGCUUUGAUACUCAAUUUCGCUAGCUGAUCACCGGAAGUGCACUAGCAAAAUAAAAGCUGGAUCAUGCGGACUCCUGCUGGUUAGCUGGCUAACACUACCGCUGUAGAUCCAUCGGUAAAACUUUAAUAUCAAAACGACUCACUCCGUUUGCAGCUGAAAUGUUUACACGCUGAGAAAAAACAAACAAACAAAAGACGCAACAGUCGCGCCAGCAGGAGCUCAGAGCUUCCCAAGACCCAGCUUUUAUUUUGGUAGUCCACUUCCGGUUAUCGACUGAUGAAACUGAAUACUAGCUUGAAAUAUUUAGUUUUCUUAAAUUUGUUUACGAUUUAAUAAAACUAAAUAUUUUUAUUAUAGUUAUAACUAGCUAUAAUAUAACCAGUUAUUAUGCUAAAUUUUUAGUUUGAAGCUGUGACGUUUAUAAAAUGAUAGUGAAAAUAUCACUGAAAAAUUGAGCGCCUUUUUUCUUAUAAAUAACUGAAAUAAUUACUG
Messenger RNA from Gambusia affinis (western mosquitofish), 1976 nucleotides. Its product is annotated as peptidyl-prolyl cis-trans isomerase FKBP7-like. The coding region runs from base 280 to 945 and encodes 221 amino acids. NCBI's taxonomy places the organism in Eukaryota, Metazoa, Chordata, Actinopteri, Cyprinodontiformes, Poeciliidae. Gene Ontology annotation, molecular function: calcium ion binding; peptidyl-prolyl cis-trans isomerase activity. The transcript is spliced from 4 exons. The record is from RefSeq and is a predicted model, not a curated record.